Molecule: messenger RNA, 447 nt
Organism: Trypanosoma theileri
Lineage: Eukaryota; Euglenozoa; Kinetoplastea; Trypanosomatida; Trypanosomatidae
Product: putative chaperone
Exons: 1
Coding region: 1-447 (148 amino acids)
Source: RefSeq, a predicted model, not a curated record
AUGUCCUCCGCUGGGCCGCCGCCGCCUUCUCUCUACGCCGAGCUCGGGCUGCCGGCGACCGCCACGCACGCCGAGUUGACCCGCCGCUUCAAACAUCUCUCACUCGAACUCCACCCCGACCGCGCCGCGUACCGCACAAACACGACCGCCAGCGAGGCGGAGGUGCGGCAGCGCUACCAGCGCAUCACAGCGGCGUACAACAUCCUCGCAGACCCGCAGCGACGCGCCGCGUACGAUACGGCAAACGGCGCGAACUUCGCCGCCCGCGUGGACGCCCUCCGCGCUGCGGUGAUGCGCACAGACGAGGCGACGGGCCCGGCACCAAAGCGGCACUGCACAGAGACCCCGCAUGAGAAGAAGGACGGCAAUAAUGGCAAUGGAACAGAGAAGGUGGAUAAGAAUGGUGAAGAAGAGGAAGAGGAAGAGGAAGAGUACAUUCCAGGGUAG